AUCUCUGCAUUUUCUGAGAAGAAUGUUUUGGGUACUCUCAAUUUCCAUUUUCAUGAGUGAGAGAGGGGGGUUAAACCACGUGAAUUGAAGUUGUUAAAAAAUGAGAAAGACAUUGCAUAACUUGUUUGUAUGAUGGGAAUUAGUUUGAUAGAUGAAAUGGACUGCACUGUUUCAACUCAUUACCUAAACUCACUUCUAAUCAAAUUUGACACCUCAUGAUAAUCAAGACCACCAGCUCUUUGAAAUCUGAAGGAAAGCAAAAUCAAUUUAAGCAUCUUUCCUCGUAGUUUCUUUCCCUAAACUGAUGUCAGCCAUAUUAAUGGCUUCAACUUUUACUUUUCUUCUCUUCGUUUUUAUAAUAAAUCGUUUUGAACCCCUACCUGUUGCAGCCAAAGUUUUCAUGAUUCUAAUGGACGAGGAACCCGUUCUCACCUUCAAAUCCAAGCAAGAAAAUUACAGGAUUAAGGAUGCUAUGGCAUACAAAGAGAGAUUGAGUACUGGCCAUGACUUGUUUUUGAAAUCUAUCCUCAAGAAAGGCACCUAUACGAAACUCUACAGCUACACUCAUUUGCUCAGUGGGAUUGCAGUGCACGUUGAGUCAGACGAGGUUUCCAGCACUCUGAAGAAUGCAACAGGAGUCAGAGUCAUCCAAGAAGAUAUCAAAAUGGAGAAGCUUACGACACAUACACCUGACUUUCUCGGGAUUCCUGCUGAUGUGUGGCCAAUUUUGGGAGGUGCACAGAGUUCUGGUGAGGGCGUAGUGAUAGGUCUUAUUGACACUGGAAUAAAUCCUAACCAUCCUAGUUUCACAAAUAAUUGGUCCUUAGGAUCUUUAAAUAGCAGCAAAUUCAGAGGAAAAUGUGCCACUGGAAUGAACUUCCCCCGAACAGCAUGUGGUGGAAAGAUAGUAGGGGCACAAUAUUUUGCUCGUGCAGCAAUUGCUGCUGCUGAUUUUAAUGCUACACGUGAUUUUGCGUCCCCCUUUGAUGCUGAUGGUCACGGAAGCCACACAGCAUCUACAGCUGCAGGAAACCAUGAAAUACCAGUGAUUGCCAAUGGCUACAACUAUGGAUAUGCAAGUGGCAUGGCUCCUGGAGCAAGGAUUGCAAUGUACAAAGCUCUAUACACAUUUGGAGGUUAUAUGUCAGAUGUUGUUGCUGCUGUUGAUCAGGCAGUGGAGGAUGGAGUAGAUAUACUAAGCCUCUCCAUAGGGCCAUCAGGUGUCCCUCCUGGUCCAUCUGCCUUCCUCAAUGUGCUAGAAACAGAGCUCUUAUUUGCUACAAAAGCUGGCAUUUUUGUUGUUCAAGCAGCUGGCAAUGGAGGCCCUUCUUCAAGUUCAAUCCUUUCUUUUAGCCCCUGGAUCACCAGUGUUGCUGCAUCCAUCACUGAUCGCAAAUACAAGAAUACAAUAAUCCUAGGCAAUGGACAAAGCUUCUCUGGCACUGGUCUUGCCCCUCCAACUGCAGGAGAAGUGCCGUUCCCAAUAGCUGCAGCAGCUGAUGUUUCUCAUGAGAACAUCACCAAUGUGGUAGAAGUUGAGAGCUGUCAAUAUCCAGAACAUUUCAUCAGAUCUUUGGUCCGGGAAAAGCUAAUCAUUUGCACAUCUACUUUUGAAUAUGAAGAUGCCAGCAUUGCAACUGUUGAAGACACAAUAAGACAGAUUGGGGCUGCGGGUUUUAUAAUAACAAUGGACCCUGACAUAGUCUCUGAGCAGGUCAAAGGCACCACAAUGACCAUGCAACUACCAGCCAUUAUCCUGAACAACAUGCAAGCUUCCUCGGCUUUAUGGGAGUAUUAUAAUUCUAAUACAAUCAGGAGCAGGAGUGGACGUGCUGCAGUUUUUGAUGCAAGAGCAAGAAUACUGGAUGGAAGGCAGGCAGUUUUCAGUGGGCAGGCACCAAUAGUAGCAUCCUAUUCAUCCAGAGGUCCUGAUGUCAACAAUGCACUUCUACAAACUGCUGAUGUCCUCAAACCAAAUAUCAUGGCGCCAGGAUCCUCUAUUUGGGCUGCAUGGAGCCCUAAUAGUGAGGGAGAUCCUUAUAUUAAAGGGCAAGACUUUGCACUUGUGUCUGGAACUAGCAUGGCUACUCCACACAUCGCAGGAGUGGCAGCUUUGAUCAAGCAGAAACAUCCGAAGUGGAGUCCGGCAGCUAUCACGUCAGCAAUGAUGACAACUGCUGAUAGAACUAAUCACUUUGGCUCUCGAAUUUUAGCACAAUCAACUAACCAGCUGGUUCCUGCUACCCCAUUUGACAUGGGCGCUGGAUCCAUUAACCCAGCUCAAGCCAUUGAUCCAGGGCUUAUAUUUGAUGCCAAUUUCAGUCACUAUGUUGAUUUUCUUUGUGCUGUUCCCGGUGUUGAUCAUGAAUUUGUAAAACAAUCAGUAGGAAUCAGGUGCCCAAUGAGGAGAAGGGCAUGGUGUUCAGAUUUGAACACAGCAAGCGUGACAAUUUCAAAUCUAGUUGGUUCAAGAAAGGUGAUUCGAUGUGUAACAAAUGUGGCUCGAAAGAAUGAAUUCUACAGAGUGACUGUGAGGGAACCAGUUGGUGUAAAUGUUACUGUUUCGCCAAACUUUUUCUGGAUUAGAGGUAAUGCUUCAAGGCAUCUUAGAAUUUGGUUAAGAACUAUCAAGGCAAAGGGAGCUCACAGAUUCGGAGAGAUAACAUUGCAUGGAAGUCGAAACCAUAUUGUUAGAGUUCCUGUAGUUGUUUAUGCUAGGAGUAGGUGAUAGCACAGCAAGAAGGUAGAAAUCAUGUUGUUUAUUUUAGCAGCAGCUCAUUGCAGGCAUUGUAUUUACAAACAUUUCAAAGAUCUGAGACACAUUGUCUUGAAUUAAAGUUUUCUAAUGCUAUAGAUUCUCUGGUCCCUCUCUCUAUAUAUGAAUAUGCAAUUGGUUUCGUUACAGCUA
This is a messenger RNA of Jatropha curcas, 2908 nucleotides long. Its product is annotated as subtilisin-like protease SBT2.5. Gene Ontology annotation, biological process: proteolysis. Gene Ontology annotation, molecular function: serine-type endopeptidase activity. The record is from RefSeq and is a predicted model, not a curated record. Lineage: Eukaryota; Viridiplantae; Streptophyta; Magnoliopsida; Malpighiales; Euphorbiaceae.